Molecule: messenger RNA, 1693 nt
Organism: Drosophila takahashii
Lineage: Eukaryota; Metazoa; Arthropoda; Insecta; Diptera; Drosophilidae
Product: protein phosphatase PTC7 homolog
Biological process (GO): protein dephosphorylation
Cellular component (GO): mitochondrion
Molecular function (GO): protein serine/threonine phosphatase activity
Source: RefSeq, a predicted model, not a curated record
GAACCGGAUCGCGACCUGACGUGAAAAAGUGUAUCACAUCACAUAACAUUUUUCGUAUUAAAUUGGAACGUAAAUUGUGUGCCCGCGACGAGACAGGAGUUUUCACCGAGGCAAACCGAGUGCCGAGGAGUGGCGCCAGGAGUGAAGGCCAGGGAGAAGUACUCCUAGAUCGAAUAAAUCCAAAUCGAACGAACAACCCCCUUAAAAAAAGUCCCCCGCAUGCAAUUCUGAUUGAUUGAGAGCACGAGACCACGAGAUCGAGAUGCACUCGUCACUCAACUGGACCUCGCGCCUGAUCUCGCGCGCCCUGCGCAGCAGCUUCUCCACGCUCCUGGAGACGGCCACUGGCGGAGGAGGGGCAGCUACCAAAUCCGGAGGAGCAGGAGCAGCAGGAGCAUCCAGCAGACCCCGUUUCGUUUCGGUGGUCUGCGGCUUCGCCAAGGACAACCUGCGACACAAGUACAAGCCGGGCAAAUACGGCGAGGACUCCUGGUUCAAGGCCUCCACCGCCAGCGCGGAUGUAAUGGGCGUGGCCGACGGAGUGGGCGGCUGGCGGAGCUAUGGCAUCGAUCCCGGGGAGUUCUCCUCCUUCCUCAUGCGCACCUGCGAGCGGCUGGUGCAGUGCAGCCACUUCAAUCCCCAGCGACCCGUCAACCUGCUGGCCUACAGCUACUGCGAGCUGAUGGAGCAAAAGAAGCCCAUCCUGGGCAGCAGCACAGCCUGCGUGCUGAUCCUCAACCGGGAGACGAGCACCGUGCACACGGCCAACAUCGGCGACAGCGGGUUUAUGGUGGUGCGGCAGGGUCAGGUGGUGCACAAGUCGGAGGAGCAGCAGCACUACUUCAACACACCCUUCCAGCUUUCGCUGCCACCGCCAGGACACGGGCCCAAUGUGCUGAGCGACAGCCCCGAAUCGGCGGACACCAUGAGCUUCCCGGUGCGCGAUGGCGAUGUUAUACUCAUCGCCACCGAUGGAGUAUUCGAUAAUGUUCCGGAGGAUCUGAUGCUGCAGGUGCUCAGCGAGGUGGAGGGCGAACGGGAUCCCGUCAAGCUGCAGAUGACGGCCAACAGCCUGGCGCUAAUGGCCCGCACGCUGUCCUUAAACAGCGAGUUCCUCUCGCCCUUUGCACUCAGCGCUCGGAGGAAUAACAUCCAGGCGCGGGGCGGCAAGCCGGACGACAUCACCGUCGUCCUGGCCACCGUGGCCAUGUGAGGUGGUCAGCCAUCCUCCCCUAGUGAUUAACGUUUACUUGUAGUCCGUACGUGUUUAGUUAGCUUUAGGAGCCUGUUCCCUGGUUCUGUCUACCGUUUAAGCUGCAUGUUGAGAUUGAGAAGAUGAGAGGACGACGCAGUGACCCCCCUUUGAAUUGUUAGUUACAUAUAUAAACGAGCAAACUCAUUUUCGAACAACCGACGCAUCCUGAUUGUAUACAUAACCCUCGCUAUAAGUAGAGAAAUGCGAACUAUCUGCUAAUCAACCACAAACAAUAAACAAAAAACAAGCGAUUGCGAAACAAACUUCGAAGCCGAGAAUCCGGAAAACGAAUUGCGACGAGUGCAGCUAUCUGACUGAGGACUAGGAUUAGCCGGGAUUGAACCCAGGCCAACGAACUGUCUUUAAAAAAAAAAUUUUGUCGAAAUGUACUCACUGAUAUUUGCGACCCAAUAAAAAUUAUUCAUUGAAAAUCAACAA